Colletotrichum graminicola M1.001 is the source of this 504-nucleotide messenger RNA. RefSeq names its product cyclophilin type peptidyl-prolyl cis-trans isomerase/CLD. NCBI's taxonomy places the organism in Eukaryota, Fungi, Ascomycota, Sordariomycetes, Glomerellales, Glomerellaceae. Gene Ontology annotation, cellular component: catalytic step 2 spliceosome. The record is from RefSeq and is a predicted model, not a curated record. The coding region runs from base 1 to 504 and encodes 167 amino acids. The transcript is spliced from 2 exons. Gene Ontology annotation, molecular function: peptidyl-prolyl cis-trans isomerase activity. Gene Ontology annotation, biological process: protein peptidyl-prolyl isomerization.
AUGUCCGUCACACUGCACACGACCUUGGGCGAUCUAAAGAUCGAAGUCUUGUGCGAAAGCGUCCCCAAGACAGCAGAGAACUUCCUCGCUCUCUGCGCAUCGCACUACUAUGACGACUCUCCGAUCCACCGCCUGAUCCCCAAGUUCAUGGCCCAGACCGGCGGCCCCGCGAACCCCUCCCCGCCCGAAAACCCGAAGGGCGGCCGCUCCAUCUGGGGCGGCACUUUUGAGGACGAGAUCCGGCCCGCGCUGAAGCACUCGGCGCGCGGCAUCGUCUCCAUGGCCAACAAGGGGCCCGGCACCAACGGCUCGCAGUUCUUCUUUCUCUUCGACAAGGCGCCCCAUCUGGACGGGCUGAACACUGUGUUCGGCCGCGUCAUCGGCGACGAGGCCAUGGUGACGCUGGAUCGGAUCGAGGCCGUCGAGGUCGACCGGAAGAACCGGCCCAAGGAGCCCAUAAAGAUCGAGAGGGUUACUGUCCACGCGAACCCGCUUGCUGGCUGA